UAAUUAAAAUAAAAGAAUAAAUAAAAUAAAACUACUUUCAGUUGAAUGAUAAAAAACCUUAAGAUUGAACUUCAAAACAUGUUCUUUCAUUAUAAAAACCUUUGAAGUGAAGCUAAACUGGUCUGGAAAACGGGUCCCGCCGGUCAACUCUGCCGCGGGCACGGACGGGCUGUCAUGUGGCCCCUAGUGGCCCCUUUAUGCUGGUGUGCACCAAAAGUGGGCGGAUGAUGGUGUGAUGGUGCCGUCCUCUGCCCAAUGGCAGCCCGGAGUCUCCGGAGAGAAGAGAGAGCCACUUCUCUUUCCAUCCCCAAAUCCAUCAAGCCGCUCCGACCACACCGACUGAAAGAACUGCGCGAUGACACACCGCGUCUCCAGAGCACACACACGCGUCUGGGAGUUACGCGCCGCGUAGAGGAAGCUCCGUAGCGAACAUCACGGACGUGCAACGGGACCUAAACGCGUUUCUUUCUCUCAGUCAGUCAGAAAAGCGCCCGUUCGCUCCACAUGUCACCAUGAUACUCUUCUCAUCGCGUAGCGUGCUGCUGUCUGUGUAUUAUCCGCAGAUCUUCCUCAUCCUCACGAGCGGGAGCUACCUGGCUCUUUCCUCUGUGGUGGCCCUCGGUGCCAACAUCAUCUGCAAUAAGAUCCCCGGUCUCGCCCCCCGCCAGCGCGCCAUCUGUCAGAGUCGACCUGAUGCCAUCAUCGUGAUCGGAGAGGGGGCACAGCUGGGCAUCAACGAAUGCCAGUACCAAUUCCGAUAUGGCCGCUGGAACUGUUCAGCGCUGGGUGAACGCACAGUCUUCGGGCAAGAGCUGCGAGUAGGCAGCAGGGAGGCGGCAUUCACCUACGCCAUCACCGCCGCUGGGGUCGCCCAUGCCGUGACAGCCGCAUGCAGCCAGGGCAACAUGAGCCACUGCGGCUGCGACCGGGAAAAACAGGGCUACUACAAUCAGGAGGAGGGAUGGAAGUGGGGCGGGUGCUCUGCUGACAUCAAAUAUGGCAUCGAGUUCUCCCGGAAGUUUGUGGAUGCCCGCGAGAUAAAAAAAAAUGCUCGGCGAUUGAUGAACCUUCACAAUAAUGAAGCCGGACGAAAGGUACUCGAAGAGCGAAUGAAGCUGGAAUGUAAAUGUCACGGCGUGUCAGGCUCCUGUACCACCAAAACGUGUUGGACCACGCUACCGAAAUUCCGUGAGAUCGGCUACGUACUGAAGGACAAGUACAACAAAGCGGUUCACGUCGAGGUGGUCCGAGCCACGCGACUACGGCAGCCCACCUUCCUCAAAGUGAAGAAGACACACGGAUACCAAAAGCCCUUAGAAUCAGACUUGGUCUUCAUUGAGCGCUCGCCGAACUAUUGCGAAGAGGACGCCAAAACUGGCAGCGUAGGGACGCAAGGGCGACUGUGCAACCGAACAUCGCCGCACACGGACGGUUGUGACCUCAUGUGCUGUGGGCGAGGCUACAACACACACCAGUACACAAAGGUGUGGCAAUGCAACUGCAAAUUCCAGUGGUGCUGCUUCGUGAAAUGCAACACGUGUAGCGAGCGAACGGAGGUGUUUACCUGCAAAUGAACAAAUGUUUUGUGGGCAUAACGCAGGUUGACGAGGUUCAAUAGGACGGGGGAAGUGAAAUGGACGGAGUGGGCAGAAUGGGAAUUUUAAUCUAUCAGCUCUUUAAGGCGUCGUUUUGCACAGCAGAAUGUAUAUUUGCUUUAACACAGAGUUAAAAUACUAAACUCUAUCGGUAGGUACAAGCCCAGUUUUCGACCAGAGGAACAUGCACUGAUCUAUUCACAAUGACUCAAGUGCAAUGUUCGAAAUAGCGUACUAGUAUACUACUCGUACUAUUUCCGCCGUGUCUACCAGAAAUAUUAAGAGUUGUGUGCUAGUAUGCUAUUCCGAACAUUGCUAAGCUAACGGACUGCAGGAUAUCAGCCAUGCCCCCGGUGCAUUCUGGGAUUUGUAGUUUGUUUUUUUCAAGGGAAGCUUUUUAAAGGACUCAAAUGAGGUUCUUCGGAUAUGGAUAUUUUGACAGAACUUCUUGGAAAAGCAAAUUAAGCCACAAGACAUCGUGUCAUCUAAAAUGCCGUGUUUAAGAGUGAAAAGGAACUAGAAAUGUUGACUUUUAUUUAAGAAGGAGCUCUGAAAACAGUGCGAACUGCAAAUUAAGGACGUAUAUGCCUCCUAACUGCCAACUGGAACCUGGUAGAGUAUGUUAGUUAUCCAGUCACACUGGAGCUUGUCUGUUUGAACACUGAAAAUAAAUUAUUAUAUAUUGUAUGUUAUAGUCUCCUAAGGAACCGAAGUGCUAACGGGUAGAAAUUAUGUCUUAUUUUGUACUAAGUGUAAAAAAAAGAGAAAACAAAGACUUUGUAGAAACUUGCGACUGAAGGGCCCAGAUGUUUUGAACGAAUUGUUUGUGUUUUUCUGCAAUGGCUAAUGAUGUGUUAACUUCCGAAACCACUGUAAUUUUUUUUGGUCAGCUGAUACAUGUUAACAUGGGUUUAUCUUUGCUGUAAUCCAGCCGUAGUUCUCAACAGAAAUUUUGGUCACUUUUUUCCAAUUUAGCAUAUAGCUAAACAAGUCUUUUCAAUCAAGAAUCCUUCCUCAAUUAAUUAAAUGUGGAACGAAUAUAUAUCUGGAUAUGUUACAGAGCGCUGCACUGAUUUUUUUUCUAUUCAGAUACAAAGCAAUUAAAACUAAAAUAAAUAUAAAUUUGACUGACAUUUGGGAUGUUAUUGCAGUCGAAAGAACUUUCUGCAUCUAAGAGUAACUGGAUUUGCUUCGGGAUCCAGAAUUUACAUUGGACAUCAAGUGGAAACCCAACAAGGGAUGCACCAAUAUAAAACAUUUGACCGAUACCAUUACCGAUUUUAACAAAAAACCUAUACUGAUGCCAAUAUGUUGCCACUUACCUUAUUUUGUAAAAAUGUACAAAGAGCUACAAAGGCUUUUGAUGUAACAAUAAAUAAUUUCCAUUGAACAUGCAUUGGAUCUGUUGAACACAUGACAGGCCAAACUUUUAAAGAGAGACAAUGAAAGAUAAAUAGAAGAUAAAAUAUAAAAAAAUAUUGAAAAAUAGCUAAAUAUCAUAGCAUGAUGAUUGAUGUGACAAAAAGGUUAUUUUGUACUUCUAAUAUAUUUUUGCACUUCUGUUUUUGCAGCUCAAAACAACAGAACAGUUUGUACUAUUUAUAAUAGAACAUCACAAAUUCAUGUUAUGCAUAUGUUGGGCAAUUCCACAGAAAUGUCAACCACAUCAUGGAAAAAUAAAAGUUUUAACCAAAGGAACAAAACCCUCUUUUAAAUUC
Myxocyprinus asiaticus (Chinese sucker) is the source of this 3313-nucleotide messenger RNA. It is a transcript of the gene wnt7bb, whose product is annotated as wingless-type MMTV integration site family, member 7Bb. Lineage: Eukaryota; Metazoa; Chordata; Actinopteri; Cypriniformes; Catostomidae. The transcript has 4 exons. The coding region runs from base 513 to 1574 and encodes 353 amino acids. Gene Ontology annotation, biological process: multicellular organism development; neuron differentiation; positive regulation of JNK cascade. Gene Ontology annotation, molecular function: cytokine activity; frizzled binding. The record is from RefSeq and is a predicted model, not a curated record. Gene Ontology annotation, cellular component: extracellular region.